CAGUGUCCACCAAAUUAAACCAACGUAAUACACAGUUACACAGGGACACGGUGUUGUCUCUGUUAUCUUCACACUUCACAGCCCGCUGCUCCGCUCUGCGCCUCCGCCGACCGCCGACCGCCGACCGGUGCCGCUCCGCUGCUCCGCCGCGGCUCCAGGCUCUUGCUCCGCAUUCCGCAAUGAGUCACGAUCGAAAGAGAACAAAAACAUUGUUUUCGUUUUUAAGUCAAAAAAUUAUGUUAUAUAUAGGUAUUGGGUUGUGAAUUUUAUACUGUCUCUUUCGCCCAGCCCAGGUGGAUUCUAAAUCCCGGUUCCGCCAAAACCCCCUCAAUCCCUAACCAUUCGCCGGAGCUCCGGCGGCUCGAUUUCCGGUAAACUAAACUCCUUCACUCAUACACACACGUACGAAGAUAAGUAGCAAAAGGGUCUCUCAAAUUCUCCAAUGGCGGCGCUUCCGUUGAUGAAACUUAUAAGACUUAAAGGAGUGCCAAUACUGCAGCAACUUCACUUAGAGGAGCGUUUGCUUCGUACUUCUCCACAUAAUUGGUGUAUUAUUAAUGAUGGAACUAAUUUACCUCACAUUGUUAUGGGCAUUUCUGGGAAACCUGCCGAACUUCUUGAAAUCAAUUCUGUUUUGAGAGAUAAAGUUCCUGUGAUUAGAAGAUUUAGCGGAGGAGGUACUGUUAUAGUUGAUACUGGUACGAUAUUCGUCACAUUCAUAUGCAACAAGGAUGAUGUUUCUGAAGUUCAACCAUAUCCUCGACCUAUCAUGUCCUGGAGUAGCUUAUUGUACAGUAAAGUAUUUCAAGGAGUUGGUGAUUUUGUCCUCCGCGAGAAUGAUUACGCCUUUGGCAACCGCAAGUUUGGUGGAAAUGCUCAAUCUAUCACCAAAAAUCGUUGGAUUCAUCAUACAUCGUUUUUGUGGGACUAUGAAAUCAAUAACAUGGCUUAUCUCAAGCUUCCGAAACGAGCUCCUGAAUAUAGACUAGCUAGGAAUCACUUGGAUUUCAUAUGUUGCAUGAAAGAAUAUAUGCCAAGGACAAAUUUCAUCACAAGAACUGUUGAUGCACUCCAAGGUGAGUUUUCUGUUGAAACCACAGACUUGGAAGCAGUUGAGUCUCCUCCAAAUACAAAGUUUAUUCAUUCCUCAAAGAUACUGACAGAGCGGGAACUGGAGGAAGCUGCUCUGGGAUGACACGUUACUCUUUGUUAGUUAGCUCUGUAGAAUUGGUUAGUCAAGCCAGAGAGAGACAUGUAGAGAAGCGCUGAAUAUUUCCAUCUUUGUUUCACAAUAGAAGGUAUUAAAUUCAUUCUGAUUUAAAUGCUUGGAAACUCAUAUCCACUUUGAUCUAAAGUAUAAUGUUAGAGAGGAUACAUACAUAAUAUAUACAGGCAGAAGCGUGCUUAUGUAGCAUAGAUGUAUGCUCAUAGUUAUAUGUGUAUAUGUACUGUCUCAAUUCUUAUUAUUCAGGUGCAGAAUAAUUUUUGCGUUGUCAUUUAAUUAUAUUCUUAAGGAUUCUAUA
This is a messenger RNA of Daucus carota subsp. sativus, 1523 nucleotides long. RefSeq lists its product as uncharacterized. The record is from RefSeq and is a predicted model, not a curated record. The transcript is spliced from 5 exons. Bases 443 to 1195 code for a protein of 250 amino acids. Gene Ontology annotation, biological process: protein modification process. Lineage: Eukaryota; Viridiplantae; Streptophyta; Magnoliopsida; Apiales; Apiaceae.